ACGUCACAGAAGCUGCGCUAGUCGUUUCACGGAGUCCAUUUUGAAAAGUCGGUGGUUUAGUUUGUUGGAAAAAUCUGUUUCCAUCGCACGUUUAAAUAGUAUAUUUGUUAGGUUAUUUUAAAAUUUAUAGCUUCUAUAUCUUGAGAAAUAAUAUUAAGCCAUUUUCGGUGCGUUUAGAUGCCUUUUAACUUGUCAAUUAUGGUGCACAAGUUGAAAAUUGCAGUUGUCUGUUCCAGUAACCAAAACCGAAGUAUGGAAGCUCAUAAUUUCCUGAGCAAGCGUGGUUUUAACGUGAAGUCAUACGGAUCGGGAACUCACGUCAAGCUCCCAGGCCCAGCGCCAGACAAACCCAACAUUUAUACGUUUGAUACCCCUUAUGACGAAAUGUACAAAGAUUUACUGAGAAAAGACUCUGCUUUAUAUACACAGAAUGGAAUUCUCCACAUGCUGGACAGAAACAGAAGAAUAAAGGCUCUUCCAGAGAGGUUUCAAGAAGCUGUUGAACACUUUGACUUAAUUAUAACAGCAGAGGAAAGAGUUUACGACCAAGUAAUAGAACAUUUAGAAGGCCUGGAUGCACAGUCUUAUAAACCAGUACAUGUUGUUAACAUCGAUAUUCUGGAUAACCAUGAAGAAGCUACCCUUGGUGCAUUUCUGAUUUGUGAGAUUUGCGAAGCAAUUGAAAAGCUUACUGAUGUGGAAGAUGAGAUUAAUGAUGUUGUCGCAAAAUUUGAAGACAAAUAUAAAAGAAAUAUACUACAUUCUGUUGCAUUUUAUUAAAUGUUGAUGGGGACAACUGAAGAAAAUUCAAACCAAGCAGUAGAAUAUUUAAUAUAUUUUUGUCCUUUAGGGUACUCAGAUAAAUAAUACUUGAUAUUAUUAUCCCCAUACUACCAUUUUAGAAAUGAUUCUCUUCUUGGGGAAACUAGGGCUAAUAAAGAUAUGAUAAUUAUAAUCAUUCAGUUCAAUACAGUGGAAGUAUUGACUUGAAGUUGCUAUAUGCUCUUGGUAGGAAAUGUAGGCAACACAGAAGAAAAUCAUCAUAGGUUUCUUUGGCCAAUUCUGUGGCAUAACUGUGGUGUGCAUCAACAUAUAAUGUGUUGCUCCACAGUACACCCUGUAGAAAUUGCUAGCAUUCCCAUAAUUAAUAAAAGUGAAACCACUUUUUUCAUUCCUAAUGACAAUUAGCAGUAUGUAAAAGGAUUUAUAGUCAGUGAGAUAUUUAUUUAUGUAAAUAUUGUAACAUAAAAGUGCCUGUCUUUUCUGUGAGUGAUUCUGUCUUAUUAUGUAGAAUAAAUAUAUAUUUUGCUGA
Messenger RNA from Nematostella vectensis (starlet sea anemone), 1312 nucleotides. RefSeq names its product RNA polymerase II subunit A C-terminal domain phosphatase SSU72. Lineage: Eukaryota; Metazoa; Cnidaria; Anthozoa; Actiniaria; Edwardsiidae. Gene Ontology annotation, biological process: termination of RNA polymerase II transcription. The transcript has 5 exons. Gene Ontology annotation, molecular function: RNA polymerase II CTD heptapeptide repeat phosphatase activity. Gene Ontology annotation, cellular component: nucleus; mRNA cleavage and polyadenylation specificity factor complex. The coding region runs from base 178 to 780 and encodes 200 amino acids. The record is from RefSeq and is a predicted model, not a curated record.